AUGGGUGGGAGGAAUGAAACCAGUGUCAGGUAUUUCAUUCUCCUGGGUUUUCCCACCACUCUUGAACUGCAGCUACUCCUCUUCUCUGCUUUACUUCUGGCUUAUUUAUUAACUGUGUUGGAAAACUGCCUUAUCAUUCUCCUCAUCCGAACCAACCCCAGUCUGCAAAAACCCAUGUAUUUCUUCCUAGGAAACCUGUCUUUCUUAGAGAUCUGGUAUGUUUCUGUCAUUGAACCAAAGAUGCUCAUAGAUUUUCUCUCCCAAGAAAAACAUAUCUCCUUCCAGGGCUGCAUGACACAGUUGUAUUUCUUUGUGACUUUCGUUUGUACUGAGUAUAUUCUGUUAGCUGUUAUGGCCUAUGACCGCUUCUUGGCUAUAUGCAAACCUCUCCAAUAUUCACUCAUCAUGACUCACCAGUUCUGCACUCAGCUGGCAGCUGGCUGCUGGAUGUGUGGUUUCAUCACUUCUUCCAUCAAGCUGAGCUUUAUUGCCCAGCUCUCGUUCUAUGAUGUAGACACAAUCAAUCACUAUUUCUGUGACAUUUCACCCCUACUGAAUAUCUCCUACAGUGACUCCUCUUUGCCUGAGCUGGUAGACUUCGUCUUGGCUCUGCUGGUCAUCAUGGUGCCUCUGUGUACUGUGGUCACCUCCUACAUUUGCAUCAUGUUCACCGUGUUGAAGAUCCCUUCUUCUCAUGGGAGGCAAAAGGCCUUUUCCACCUGCAGUUCCCACUUGACUGUAGUGAUAUUGUUCUACUCCACCACUCUUUUCACAUACGCCCACCCUAAGGUCAUGUACACCUACAGUGCUAACAAGUUCGUAUCAAUCCUGUACACAGUAGUUGUGCCACUUCUGAAUCCCCUCAUAUACUGUCUUAGAAAUAAAGAAGUCAGGUGUGUCCUGAGGAAGACCUUGCACUUUGCAGAGGAGCAGAGAAAAGCCCAAACCCAUCAGGGCUGUUAAGCAUUUUGAAUAAUCACUUCUCUGAAGGAUUUACUGAUAAGGCCAUCCUGUAGCAAUGACAACUUACAUUUCAGAGGACAGCUGAAUACAAGAUCCAGGACAGUAGCUCUGUAGAUAGGAAAGGUAUUAUUUCCAUUUUCUAAUCCUGAGAAGGGGAGAUGUGACUACCAUGAGUGCUCCAUCUGGUUACUGAGCUUGGGAACUGCUCAAGCUUCCCUAGGAUGCAGAGGAAGGUGGAAAGAAAAGCUGGGAGUUUUGUGCAUAUAUGUUUUGACAGGGGCACCUACACCAUGACAUGAGGGACAGUUUGGUGACACAUCACCACUGGAAAAGGGGCUAUUCACCCCCUCUGGGUGGUCAGCCAGACCCAACCCAACUCCCACACCACUUGCCUAGACUGUAAGGUGUUGGUUUCUCUAGGAGGAGGCUGUGGGAAACUAUUGAACCGAGGUAGACAAUGUCCAUUCCCACCCUACAUCAAC
Messenger RNA from Neopsephotus bourkii (Bourke's parrot), 1445 nucleotides. Its product is annotated as olfactory receptor 6Y1-like. Lineage: Eukaryota; Metazoa; Chordata; Aves; Psittaciformes; Psittacidae. Gene Ontology annotation, cellular component: membrane. Gene Ontology annotation, biological process: G protein-coupled receptor signaling pathway. The transcript is spliced from 2 exons. The record is from RefSeq and is a predicted model, not a curated record. Bases 1 to 963 code for a protein of 320 amino acids. Gene Ontology annotation, molecular function: G protein-coupled receptor activity; olfactory receptor activity.